AUGCGUUACGAAAACUGGGAUGUGUUGCUCUUCCCCGAGGGCUCGAAGGUGCCCAUUCAGGAAUUCAAAACGCAAUGUUUCGUGACCAAAGACCUCGAUUCCCCCUAUCUACAGCUUCCUGCUGUAGUGAGCCCCGCCCAAUACUAUCCUAUCCAGGGCAAUGUCGGCCAGGUCCCCGUCUUGACAACGUUUGUUCCCAGCAUGACCAAAGACAGUCCCUUUCGCGUGUCCAUUCACAGUUGGGACAAGCCACAACCUAGCCGAUUCAUCGAGAGAUUGAUGCUGCCGGAGGAUAUGCUGAUGUUUGAGGCUCGGGUCUUUAUUGAUGGCGUUCUUGUUGCGGGUGGUAUAUUUGGCCAAAGAGCUUUGUGGCCGUAUAUCAUCGAUUUCAGUUCUCGUACCGAAUCCCUCACCGUCUCGUAUCAAGAAUCUUGCUUUACUGACUGUAUUGCAGACAUUGAUAGAGACGGUAAUCAAGAAUUCCUUCGCUUUCCGACCUUUCAUCCGGAUAUUCUGGACCAGCGACACUGGGAUGCUGGUGACCCAUACGGCCGCAUAAAGGUGGUUAUUGCCGAGGGAUUCGCUCGUCCGAAUCGAUCUCCUCCUUUUGAGAGAGUCAAAGAUGUGAUCUCUAUGUCUUUUCAGCAUGCUCCACUUAAUAUUUUAGAGUAUUCCAACAUCGCUUGGCCCAACCCUAGUAUGUGGACCGACAAUCUGCCAAUCGGUUCUAAAUACCAAUCUACAGGGAAUAUUGGUGGAUCGACCCUCGAUGGGACGCCUCAUGGCCAUUCUCCAACUAGAGUCGAACAUCGAUCACAGCCAGUGGCAGCCAGUCACUCCAGCAGCAAGCAGGGGAUGGUAUACAAUGCGUGGGUCUCCAAUCGUGCUUUUCCCGUUCCUGCAUCUCAGUGGCAACGCCAAUCUAAUGAGACUCGUCGAUGGGGAGGCUACCCGGACCGUUUCUUCGAACCAUUCAUGGGAGAACAAGCAAUCGACUCGUUAGUCAAUGAAGAGGUUUGGAAUCAUCGAGGUUGUCGGUUGUCUCGCGAAGAUGUUCCAAUGCCAGACUAUUCUACCUCUUCUGGUAGUCGUGCCAUCUCGAGCCUCACUGGAUUCAGCUAUGAGCACAGCAAACAGCCCAGCAUCAUAGCACCCAUGGAUGAUGAGCAGUACAAUGAAUUGAUUCAAGCUCUUACUCCUACAAAAGCACCCACCAUUGGUACUCGUGCACCUUCCAAUACCCCCUCGGCCAUCCUUGCACCAACCAAGACCGCCGCCGAAGUACGCCCUGCAGCAACCUCCCGAGGUAGUGCUCGCACUUCUGCAUUACGAGAGAUUUCACAACCCAGUACCCGAGACGUGUCAGGAUCGAGCAACAAGUCCAAUCCUACGGGCACGACCGUUACAACUCCGUCCAAGCUUGGUGUUAGUCCCAGUGGCAACGUCAAAGGUAAGAAAGAAGGGACCAAGGACAAUACCAAAGAAACGCCAAAGAAAAGCCCUAAGGAGGUUAUCGUUGAAGUGUCCGAGAAGCUUACCACACCACGGGGAAUUGAAAACGAGAAAAAAAAUGACGAAAAUUUGCGCGAGGAUGAAGAGAACGAAGCUGCUUCUGAAACUCUGCCCUGA
Molecule: messenger RNA, 1629 nt
Organism: Penicillium angulare
Lineage: Eukaryota; Fungi; Ascomycota; Eurotiomycetes; Eurotiales; Aspergillaceae
Exons: 4
Coding region: 1-1629 (542 amino acids)
Source: RefSeq, a predicted model, not a curated record